Molecule: messenger RNA, 1392 nt
Organism: Komagataella phaffii GS115
Lineage: Eukaryota; Fungi; Ascomycota; Pichiomycetes; Pichiales; Pichiaceae
Exons: 3
Coding region: 1-1392 (463 amino acids)
Source: RefSeq, a predicted model, not a curated record
AUGUCCAACUCUAGUUUUAAGAGUGACGAAAAAGGUGGAUUGAAAGGGUCAGUUCAAGCACAAGGAAUACCUGUACUUUUAGAAAAUGACGGGGUUCAGAAUAUACUUGAAACACGAUUCCUUCUAGAGGUUUUUAAACGCCCCAUGUUUGCAGCGUUCCUGGUCGGAGUCACAGCUUUUGCAUGCCCUGGAAUGUUCUCGGCACUAAAUGGAUUGGGAGCUGGAGGUACGGCCGAGCCAACCAUCAGUAAUAUUUCCAAUGCUGUUACGUUUGGUACUAUUGCUGUAGGGGGAUUUUUGACGGGAACUAUCACGAACCAGACUGGUGUAAAAGAAUCCCUCCUGAUCGGCGCGGGAUUUUAUUCUCCAUAUGCAGCGGCUCUGUAUAUUUCGACACAGGGAAAUAGUAACUAUAAAUGGUUCAUGCCAGUAUCAGGUUUUAUCUUGGGUGUUUCGGCUGCUUUCUUUUGGAUUGCGUCGUCCGGAAUUCUUCUGGGAAAAGCUAUGUCCAUGAAAAAAAAAAUUUCCCUUCAACAUGUUGGAGGAUUGGUGGGAGGCGCUAUAUCUUUGGGACUCAAUCACACGAAACCCUCAAGUAGAAGUGUCACAGGUGGCACUUUACUGGCUCUAACUUUUGUGAUGCUGAUUGGUAUCCCAGCUGCCCUGCUACUGCCAACCCCUAGACAAAUCAACCGAGGAGAUGGUUUUAAAGUUGACGUUUUUAAACAACCUUCAAUUUGGCAUGAGUUUGCACUUCUGAAACAGAUAAUUUUGAGGAAAGACGUUCUUCUUUUGAUACCUCUUUUUACUUACAAUCAAUGGUAUCUGUCGUAUCAAUGGAACUUCAACUACAGCUAUUUCUCGUUUAGAGGUAGAGCUCUAAACAUUUUUCUGUUCUAUUUGUUUGGAACAAUCGGUGCUUGGAUUUUAGGCUUAUUUUUGGAUUUACAGCGUGUCAGAACGAUUACGAGAGCAAGAUCUGGAUUCACAGUAUUUUCGAUUAUUGCAGGAGCUUCAUGGAUACUUGGACUUGUGGUUGAAAUCCAGUGGAAAAAUACUACCCGUCUGUAUGAUUGGGGUGAUAGGGAAUUUGGUCUAGGGUGUUUUCUUUUUUGCCUUUGGGGUUUUAUGGACGCAAUGUACAACGCAUUUGUCUAUUGGGUUGUUGGAACUUUAUCUAAAAAGUUAAUGAAUUGUUCUGCUUUGGCGUUUGCCGUUUUUACCAAAAAAGCCUCAGGCAUUGCUCAAUGUGCGAUCAAUACCGGGCUAUUUUUUUUCUCCCUCACAUUCUUCUCCGUUGUUGUUUGGAGAAUCAAAGAAGACAUCAGUGAAAAACAUCCAGAAGAAGAAUUUCCCCAGACAGGUAUUGUCUCUUUUGAAGAUAGACUGUAG